AUGGAGCCUCAGCUAGCGCACUUUUUGGUGGUGUCGCUGGGCAUGCUGCAAUUCGGUUUGCACAUGGCCGAGUUAAACACGUUGGUUCCAUUCAUGGAUUGCGCCAAGUUUCCAGAUCAUUGUCUGCCAGGGAUUGGGGACCACUAUGCUUUGGCAUCUUCCAUAUAUGCGGUUGGCGGCUGCUUGGGCUCCGCUGUGGCUGGUCCAAUUGCCAACAGAUUUGGCCGCAAAACUUCGUUCAAGUUCAUUGGUUUCGGGUUCCUUCUUGGUUCGUUAUUUAUGUGGAUUGCUGGUGGGAUGUUCCUCUUGACGCUCGGACGGUUUGUUGUUGGUAUUUUCGCUGGAUUGGCGAUUGUCAUUGGACCCAUGUUCGUUGCCGAGUUCACUUCUGUCGAAAAAAGACGUCCCUAUGGUAUCAUGAAUCAGUUUGCAGUCAAUUGUGGUAUUUCAGCUACUCUGACUGCAGGGUACAUAUCUGAAAAUGCGUCGUGGAGAGCAGUGCUGUUUUUGGGUGUUUUUGUUGCUGCAGUUCAGAUUAUUAUGACCUACAACAUUCACGAGAGCCCUCUUUGGCUCACGAAAAAUAACAAAUUCCGCGAAGCCCAGCAAAUUGCUGAUCAUUUGGGUGUGACUCUGGACGAGGUCUCGAACAAUGACGGGUCGCAUUUUGUUUCGAUACCGACUUUCAUCACGUCACCAGAAUAUAUCAAAGUCCUCCUCACUGUCGUUGGUAUCUUUACCUUGCAGCAAUUUUCUGGUAUCAAUGCGAUUGUAUUUUAUGGCGUCAAGAUCCUGGAGCGAUCGUCUUCCAGCAGACAAGCAGCUAUCGGCAAUGUGGCCAUCCAACUUACCAACGCAUCUUUAACUCUCGUUGCAGCCACUUUCAUCAAGCGAACAGGGCCCAAAAAGCUCAUUAUUUUUAGCUGCCUUGGUAUGGCGUUAGCUUCAGUUUGGUUGGGGAUCGCCUUGGACAACGAUAAUGCCACACCUGCCUUUUUUGCGAUAGUGACUGAUGUGUCGUUCUUCGCUUUAGGUCUUGGUCCAGUUCCCUUCAUGGUGGUUGGCGAACUGGUUCCAUCGGAGGCUGUUGGUGCUGCUCAAAGUGUGGCAACAAUGUCUAACUGGCUAGCGACCUUCGUUAUCGGUGCAUUCUUCCCUUCUUGGCGAGAGCUAAUGGGCGAAAAGGUAUUCUUUUUGUUCUCUGCGUGCGCUGCUACAGGGGGUAUUGCACUUUCAUACAUUUUAUAG
This is a messenger RNA of Wickerhamiella sorbophila, 1248 nucleotides long. RefSeq lists its product as hypothetical. Gene Ontology annotation, molecular function: hexose transmembrane transporter activity. The transcript has a single exon. NCBI's taxonomy places the organism in Eukaryota, Fungi, Ascomycota, Dipodascomycetes, Dipodascales, Trichomonascaceae. The coding region runs from base 1 to 1248 and encodes 415 amino acids. The record is from RefSeq and is a predicted model, not a curated record. Gene Ontology annotation, biological process: monosaccharide transmembrane transport. Gene Ontology annotation, cellular component: membrane.